Messenger RNA from Carcharodon carcharias (great white shark), 870 nucleotides. RefSeq names its product solute carrier family 22 member 5-like. The coding region runs from base 1 to 870 and encodes 289 amino acids. The transcript has 7 exons. NCBI's taxonomy places the organism in Eukaryota, Metazoa, Chordata, Chondrichthyes, Lamniformes, Lamnidae. The record is from RefSeq and is a predicted model, not a curated record.
AUGGCGUUAGCGCUGGGCAGAGGAAGGAACAGCCACAGUCGAAGGGAUGAGUGGGAUGCGCUUCCACCCCAGAUAUUUUCCAGAGAACAAUAUCCAAUAGAAGGCAUGGAAGGUGUAAUAAUCGAUAUGGUUGAUAAACUCAUACAUGGAUCCACUAGAGAGGAGCAUGGUCGCAAGGUCAUUGCAGUCCUGAGAGCUUUACAGGAUGCUGAUCUAACAGGAAUGAAAAAUCUGCCAGCUGGGGAUAUACAUGCAGUCACUUACUUGGAUUUGGUUAGGACUUCUAACAUCAGAAACAUCACAAUAUUUGUCAUCCUUAUAUGGAUGAUUCCCUCUGUUGGUUACUUUGGGCUAUCCUUCAAUACUCCCAAUAUGCAUGGAGACCCCUACAUCAACUGCUUUAUCUCUGCAGUGACUGAAGUGGCGUCAUACGUGAUAGAGUGGAUAUUGCUGCGUAUGUCACUUCAUCGGAUUUCCCUUGCUUGCAUUGUGGCAUGUGGUGGAAUUAUGCUGCUGUUGAUCCAGAUUUUACUUUCAAGUCACUAUGUUCUUACCAUUAUAAUGGCAAUGAUUGGUAGAUUCAGUUAUGCAGCCGCCUUGUCUAUGAUCUAUGUUUUCUCAACUGAACUGUAUCCAACUGUGGCGAGGAGCAUGGGCACUGUGACAUGUUCCAUGGUAUCUAUGAUUGCCACCAUAAUAUUUUGCUUUUCUGGCCUAUCGAUAGUGGCUGGAAUUUUGUGCUUGAUGCUGCCUGAAACAUAUGGCCAACCUCUUCCACGGAUUAUUGAUCAAGUCAAACCAAUUAUAUGUAACCGGGUUGAUGAGGGCAGUGUGGUUGAUGUAGACGUGAACAUUCAGAAGGCAUUUUGA